Molecule: messenger RNA, 2294 nt
Organism: Meriones unguiculatus (Mongolian gerbil)
Lineage: Eukaryota; Metazoa; Chordata; Mammalia; Rodentia; Muridae
Gene: Eps8l3
Product: EPS8 like 3
Exons: 19
Coding region: 216-2021 (601 amino acids)
Biological process (GO): regulation of Rho protein signal transduction; Rho protein signal transduction; positive regulation of ruffle assembly
Cellular component (GO): vesicle; ruffle membrane; plasma membrane
Molecular function (GO): actin binding
Source: RefSeq, a predicted model, not a curated record
AGAGUCCAAAGACCACAGGUGUGGCUUCCUCAGAGCCUGCUUCCUCACCCUCAGGCCACCUGAUCCUCAGUAGGUCUCUGCCCGAGGCAGCUGGCAGAGAAGCCAAACAGAGCUCCCCCAGACAGCAUUGGACCACCGGCUCAAACUUCACCUCUUUUGGGGACAAGACACCAGGCUUCACUGGCACUCAGGAAGCUCUCCUCAGCAGUGUCAACAUGUCCAGGCCCAGCAGCAGAGCCAUCUACUUACACCGGAAGGAAUAUUCCCAGAGCAUAGCCUCAGAACCUACACUCCUGCAGCACAGGGUAGAGCAUCUGAUGACAUGUAAGUUGGGGACACAGAGAGUCCGGGAGCCCAAGGAUGCUCUACAGAAGCUUCAGGAGAUGGAUGCCCAGGGCCGAGUGUGGAGCCAAGACCUGAUCCUGCAGGUCAGAGAUGGCUGGCUCCAGCUGCUAGACAUUGAGACUAAGGAGGACCUGGAUUCUUACCGCUUGGACAACAUCAAGGCCAUGGAUGUAGCACUCAAUACCUGCUCCUACAACUCCAUCUUGUCCAUCACCGUGCAGGAGUCUGGCCUGCCAGGCAUCAGUACUUUGCUCUUCCAAUGCCAGGAAGUGGGGGCAGAGCAGCUGAGGACAAGCUUGCAGAAGGCCCUGGAGGAAGAGCUAGAAGAAAGCAGACCUCGAUUUGGAGUCCUUCAUCCAAGCCAGGACAGAUGGAAGGGGCCUCCUGUGGAAAGGCCACUCCCCAUACAACAGACAUACCCUCUGGAGCAGAGGUUCUCUCCAGAGCAGAGGUUCCCUCCAGAACAGCCCCACACCAUGACCCCAGAACGCAGCAUCCCACCAUCCCCAAGGCCUCUGACGCACUACCCAAGUGCCCGAGAACCUAAUGGCUUCACUCUGCCUCCUCCUCCAAGGCGUGCUCCAUCUCCUGAGGACCCAGAGAGGGAUGAGGAGGUGCUGGACCACCUGCUGAGAGAUAUUGAGCUGUUCGCUGGGAAGCUGAAGGAGGCCAAGGCAAAAGACAGUCGAAAGAAGAGAAAACUUGGGAGAAAAAAGAAUAAGACUAAAAAUGGCAUAACACAAGCACAGUACAUUGACUGCUUCCAGAAGAUCAAGCUCAGCUUCAACCUCUUGGGCAAGCUGGCCUUCCGGCUACAGGAAACAACUGCCCCUGAGUUCGUGGGCCUCCUCUUCCAAACCCUGAAUUUUAUCCUGUCUCAAUGCCCCGAGGCUGACCUUACAGCCAAAGUGAUUUCACCUCUCCUCACCCCCAGAGCCAUAGACUUGCUGGAGUCCUGCCUGAGCCCACCCGAGAGCACUCUCUGGAAGUCACUAGGCAUAGCCUGGACCACUAGCCAGGAUGACUGGACAGGCAGUGAACCGCCACCUUACCAGCCCACAUUCUCCGAUGGCUGGCAGAUCCCAGGGCCCUAUGCCACGGAACCCCUAAGAAGCCAGGAUUCUAUUUCCCUUCGAGGUUCCAGGAUGAGGAGCAGCCCACACUUCACUCAAGAUGAGCCAUACAACCAUAGCCCCGGGCACGAGGACACAAACCUCCCACCCUCCAGCCCCAGGCCUGCAAAACCAGUCCUGAAGAUGCAAGUCCUGUAUGAGUUUGAAGCAAGGAAUGCACAGGAACUGACUGUGGCACAGGGAGAGAUUCUGGAGAUUCUGGACCAGAGCAAGCGAUGGUGGCAGGUGAAGAAUGAAGCAGGGCAGACUGGUUAUAUUCCCAGCAACAUCCUGGAGCCCCUGCCAGAUGGAGCCUCUAGAGGCCACAACCAGUCAUCCUUUAGGGCUCCAAUGCUUCGUCUUAGCUCAAAGCCUGAGGAGGUCACAGCCUGGCUACGAGCAGAGAACUUCUCCACUGUCACCGUAAGGACUCUUGGGUCCCUAGUGGGGAGCCAGCUACUUCACAUGAGACCUGGGGAGCUGCAGAUGCUGUGUCCGCAGGAGGCCCCACGAAUCCAGGCCCGGCUGGAUGCUGUCAGAAGGAUGCUGGGGAUGAGUCAUUAGAGACCACCUCAAAUACCUCCAAAACCAAGGACUUCUUAUAUGCAAGAUGUAGUAUCUGGUACCCGCUUAGAUCCCUCGGAAGUCCUCUUUCAGUUUGUGGCAAACCACACUAUCCCAGAUCACACGGCAAAGAAGAUGAACAGGCCCAGGCAUCCAGGCAAACGGUACCUUUUUUGGGUUGGAGCCUGUCUCCAGUUACUAUUUAUUUUACCCCCAUCCUAAGCUUGGCGUACUUAUUCCUAGUCUCUUCAAUAAAAAGCAUCCUCAAGCCUG